AAAUGAUCUUGUUCUCUUGGAAGACUGAGAACUGUAUAAGGUUUCCCCAAUCUUGUCAUAGCCUAAGAUGGUUAGAGUUUCAGUGUUAUAAAAAUGGACACGAACACCCUUGUUCGGAUUCCUUUUCUGGUCUACAAGUGUGAGGGUGUUUUUUUUUGUUUUUUUAAGCUUACCAGUAGUGACACUUUAAGCUGCAGCUUGGUUUUCCCUCCUCCUCUUUUUUUAUUUUUCUUUAUUUUAAUUUAAUGCUGUAGAGAGUGACUUGCCAUCCGUGAGAGAUUGGUACAUGAUGUGUAAAUUCAGUUCAGCAUAUGUUUCUUCAUUAUGAAACCACUAGCAAUCCCAGCUAACCAUGGAGUUAUGGGCCAGCAGGAGAAACAUUCACUUCCUGCAGAUUUCACAAAACUACACCUUACUGACAGUCUCCACCCACAGGUGACCCACGUUUCUUCUAGCCAUUCAGGAUGUAGUAUUACUAGUGAUUCUGGAAGCAGCAGUCUUUCUGAUAUCUACCAGGCCACAGAAAGUGAGGCUGGUGAUAUGGACCUGAGUGGGUUGCCAGAAACUGCAGUAGAUUCUGAAGAUGACGAUGAUGAAGAAGACAUUGAGAGGGCCUCAGAUCCUCUGAUGAGCAGGGACAUUGUGAGAGACUGCCUAGAGAAGGACCCAAUUGACAGGACUGAUGAUGACAUUGAACAACUCUUGGAAUUUAUGCACCAGUUGCCUGCUUUUGCCAAUAUGACAAUGUCGGUGAGACGAGAACUUUGUGCCGUGAUGGUAUUUGCGGUAGUGGAAAGAGCAGGGACCAUUGUGUUAAAUGAUGGUGAAGAGCUGGACUCCUGGUCAGUGAUUUUGAAUGGUUCUGUAGAAGUUACUUAUCCAGAUGGAAAAGCAGAGAUUCUGUGUAUGGGAAACAGCUUUGGUGUCUCUCCUACCAUGGACAAAGAAUACAUGAAAGGAGUAAUGAGAACAAAGGUGGAUGACUGCCAGUUUGUCUGCAUAGCCCAGCAAGAUUACUGCCGUAUUCUCAACCAAGUAGAAAAGAACAUGCAAAAAGUCGAAGAGGAAGGAGAGAUUGUUAUGGUGAAAGAACAUCGAGAACUUGAUCGAACUGGGACGAGGAAAGGGCACAUUGUUAUCAAGGGCACUUCAGAAAGAUUAACAAUGCAUUUAGUGGAAGAGCAUUCAGUGGUUGAUCCAACAUUCAUAGAAGACUUUCUGUUGACCUAUAGGACUUUUCUUUCUAGCCCAAUGGAAGUGGGCAAAAAGUUAUUGGAGUGGUUUAAUGACCCGAGCCUCAGGGAUAAGGUUACACGGGUAGUAUUAUUGUGGGUGAAUAAUCACUUCAAUGACUUUGAAGGAGAUCCUGCGAUGACUCGAUUUCUAGAAGAAUUUGAAAAUAAUCUGGAAAGAGAGAAAAUGGGUGGACAUCUGAGGCUUUUAAAUAUUGCAUGUGCAGCUAAAGCAAAAAGAAGAUUGAUGACAUUAACAAAACCAUCCAGAGAAGCUCCUUUGCCUUUCAUCUUACUUGGAGGCUCAGAAAAGGGAUUUGGAAUCUUUGUUGACAGUGUAGAUUCAGGUAGCAAAGCAACUGAAGCAGGCUUGAAACGUGGGGAUCAGAUUCUAGAAGUAAAUGGUCAAAACUUUGAAAACAUUCAGCUCUCAAAAGCCAUGGAAAUUCUUAGAAAUAACACACAUUUAUCUAUCACUGUGAAAACCAACUUAUUUGUAUUUAAAGAACUUCUAACAAGAUUAUCAGAAGACAAAAGAAAUGGUGCCCCUCACCUCCCUAAAAUUGGAGACAUCAAAAAGGCUAGUCGCUACUCCAUUCCAGAUCUUGCUGUAGAUGUAGAACAGGUGAUAGGACUUGAAAAAGUAAAUAAAAAAAGUAAAGCAAAUACUGUUGGAGGAAGAAACAAGCUAAAGAAGAUACUUGACAAGACUCGGAUCAGUAUCUUGCCACAGAAACCAUAUAAUGAUAUUGGCAUUGGUCAGUCUCAAGACGACAGCAUAGUAGGAUUAAGGCAGACGAAGCACAUCCCCACUGCAUUGCCUGUCAGUGGAACCCUAUCAUCCAGUAAUCCUGAUUUAUUGCAGUCACAUCAUCGCAUUUUAGAUUUUAGUACUACUCCUGACUUGCCGGAUCAAGUGCUAAGAGUUUUUAAGGCUGAUCAGCAAAGCCGAUAUAUCAUGAUCAGUAAGGACACCACAGCGAAGGAAGUGGUCAUUCAGGCUAUCAGGGAGUUUGCUGUUACUGCUACCCCAGAUCAGUAUUCACUGUGUGAGGUAUCUGUAACUCCUGAGGGAGUAAUCAAACAGAGAAGACUUCCAGAUCAGCUUUCCAAACUUGCUGAUAGAAUACAACUGAGUGGAAGGUAUUAUCUGAAAAACAAUAUGGAAACAGAAACACUUUGUUCAGAUGAAGAUGCUCAGGAGUUGUUAAGAGAGAGUCAAAUUUCCCUACUGCAGCUCAGUACUGUGGAAGUUGCCACACAGCUCUCCAUGCGAAAUUUUGAACUCUUCCGCAACAUUGAACCUACUGAAUAUAUAGAUGAUUUAUUUAAACUCAAAUCAAAAACCAACUGUGCCAACCUGAAGAAAUUUGAAGAAGUCAUUAACCAGGAAACAUUUUGGGUGGCAUCUGAAAUUCUGAGAGAGACAAACCAGCUGAAGAGGAUGAAGAUUAUUAAACAUUUCAUCAAGAUAGCACUACACUGUAGGGAAUGCAAGAAUUUUAACUCAAUGUUUGCAAUCAUCAGUGGCCUAAACCUGGCACCAGUGGCAAGACUGCGAACCACCUGGGAAAAACUUCCCAAUAAAUAUGAAAAACUGUUUCAAGAUCUCCAAGACCUGUUUGAUCCUUCCAGAAACAUGGCAAAGUAUCGUAAUGUUCUUAAUAGUCAAAAUUUACAACCUCCCAUAAUCCCGCUAUUCCCAGUUAUUAAGAAGGAUCUCACAUUCCUUCAUGAAGGAAAUGAUUCAAAAGUAGAUGGGCUGGUCAAUUUUGAGAAGUUAAGGAUGAUUGCAAAAGAAAUUCGUCAUGUUGGCCGAAUGGCUUCAGUCAACAUGGACCCUGCCCUCAUGUUCAGGACUCGGAAGAAGAAGUGGAGGAGUUUGGGGUCUCUCAGCCAGGGUAGUACAAAUGCAGCAGUGCUAGAUGUUGCUCAGACAGGUGGUCAUAAAAAGCGGGUACGUCGUAGUUCCUUUCUCAAUGCCAAAAAGCUAUAUGAAGAUGCCCAAAUGGCACGAAAAGUGAAGCAAUACCUGUCCAACUUGGAGCUAGAAAUGGAUGAGGAGAGCCUUCAGACAUUAUCACUGCAGUGUGAGCCAGCGACCAAUACAUUGCCUAAAAAUCCUGGCGACAAAAAGCCUGUCAAAUCUGAGACCUCCCCAGUGGCUCCAAGGGCAGGGUCGCAACAGAAAGCACAACUCCAGCCACAGCCACAGCAACAGCAACAGCCGCCACAUAAAAUCAACCAAGGACUGCAGGUUCCUGCUGUUUCUCUUUAUCCUUCACGAAAAAAAGUACCUGUAAAGGAUCUCCCACCUUUUGGCAUAAAUUCACCGCAAGCUUUAAAGAAAAUUCUUUCUUUGUCUGAGGAAGGAAGUUUGGAACGUCACAAGAAACAAGCAGAAGAUACAAUAUCAAAUGCAUCCUCACAGCUUUCUUCUCCUCCUACUUCUCCACAGAGUUCUCCAAGGAAAGGCUAUACUUUGGCUCCUAGUGGUACUGUGGAUAAUUUUUCAGAUUCUGGUCACAGUGAGAUUUCGUCACGAUCCAGUAUUGUCAGCAAUUCGUCCUUUGACUCGGUGCCAGUUUCGCUGCAUGAUGAUAGGCACCAGAGGCAUUCUGUCAGCAUUGUGGAAGCCAGCCUAGGUGUGGGCAGGAUGGAAAGGCGGACCAUGAUUGAACCUGAUCAAUAUAGCCUAGGGUCCUGUGCACCAGUGUCUGAGAGUCGGGGUUUAUAUGCCACAGCUACAGUCAUUUCUUCUCCAAGCACAGAAGAACUUUCUCAAGAUCAGGGUGAUCGCGCUUCACUUGAUGCUGCCGACAGCGGCCGUGGGAGCUGGACUUCAUGCUCAAGUGGUUCCCACGAUAACAUACAAACCAUCCAGCACCAGAGGAGCUGGGAAACGCUUCCAUUUGGGCAUACUCACUUUGAUUAUUCAGGGGAUCCUGCAGGUUUAUGGGCCUCAAGCAGCCAUAUGGACCAAAUUAUGUUUUCUGAUCAUAGCACAAAGUAUAAUAGGCAAAAUCAAAGUAGAGAGUGUCUUGAACAAGCCCAAUCGCGAGCAAGCUGGGCGUCUUCCACUGGUUACUGGGGAGAAGACUCUGAAGGUGAUACAGGCACAAUAAAGCGAAGGGGUGGGAAAGAUGUUUCCAUUGAAGCUGAAAGCACUAGCAUGGCAUCUGUGACCACAGAAGAAACCAAACCAGUCCCCAUGCCUGCUCACAUAGCUGUGGCAUCAAGUACCACAAAAGGUCUUAUUGCACGGAAGGAGGGCAGGUAUCGAGAGCCCCCACCAACCCCUCCAGGCUACAUUGGAAUCCCUAUCACGGACUUCCCAGAAGGACAUUCUCAUCCAGCCAGGAAACCUCCAGACUACAAUGUGGCCCUUCAGAGAUCGCGGAUGGUUGCCCGAUCCUCUGAAAUGCCUGGGCCUUCCCCAGUACAGCAGCAGCCACAUGGGCAUCCAACAAGCAGCAGACCUGUGAACAAACCUCAGUGGCAUAAACCAAAUGAGUCAGACCCACGCCUCGCCCCAUAUCAGUCUCAAGGGUUUUCCACUGAGGAGGAUGAAGAUGAACAAGUAUCUGCUGUUUGAGGCACAGGCUUUUCUGGAUCCAGAGUGAGCCACUUACAAGGAGAGCACAAGAAGAGGUCCCUAGCAUUGGAGAUUGGAACUCAAAAUCUGAGGAUGGUGGACCAGUUUGCCUCCUUCCCUGCCUUAAAACAGCAUGGGGCUUCUUCUCCCCUUUUUCCUUUCCCCUUUGCAUGUGAAAUACUGUGAAGAAAUUGCCCUGGCACUUUUCAGACUUUGUUGCUUGAAAUGCACAGUGCAGCAGUUUUCAAGUUCCCACUAUUGCUGCCUGCCACAUCACACAAUAUCAUUCCAAAUUCCAAGAUCAUCACAACAAGAUGAUUCACUCUGGCUGUACUUCUCAAUGCCUGGAAGGAUUUUUAAAAACUCUUCCUUUUAGAUUCCAUCCAGUCCUAGCACUUGGUGUCAUUGGGAUAAUGAGAAAAGCUAGCCAUUGAACUACUUGGGGCCUUUAACCCUCCAAGGAAGACAAAGAAACAAAAUUAAAUUCUUUGAGUACAGUGCUUGUCCACUUGUUUACAAUGUUGUCCUCUUCUUUUCUUUCUUUUUUUUUUUUUGUAAGGAAUUUAAAUAUUGUGUUCAGAGAGUAAUGUUAUAUCCAUGUAAUGAUGAUCACAGUAUUAUUUUGAACCUUUAAGUAGGGUUGCCAGCCUGGGUUUCUGAAAAACCAAAUAUGUGGACAGAGUGUGGCCCAGCUAAGAAGCAGGAAGGCCUGGCUUGUAAUCCUGCCUUUCUGUGUCCUUCUGGACUCACCUGUGAAGUGCCCUAUCCUGGAAGUUUAAAAUGUUAGCCAAUUACUUAAAUACCAAGACACCUCAUCUGCUCCUUCCCCAGUGGGUGGGGUUCUUCCAUAAUCCUGUUUGCACAUGGCCAGGGGAGGGAAAUAGGACUGUUGUGUCCUAUGUCUGAGCCUUAUGGAGUGUGGGAAAGCGUCAUUUGAGGACGUCUUGCUCCAUUGAGAUGGAUGGCAAACCCCAUGUUUUAAGUUGUUUCUUUGAUUUUUGUUAAUUUAGAGUUUUAGGGGGUUUCUUUUUUGUUUUGUUUUGUUUUUUUUGAGAAACGUUUAUAACUGGAUAGCAUUGCAGUGAAAGCAGCUUGGGAUGUUGGAGCUAAUACGAGCUGUUAAUACUGCUCUUUCAAGGCAGCCUCCCUUUAUUGAAUUGAUAAUAGGGAAUAAACAAGCCUUUAAGAUGAAAACAGAUUAAAGACCUGGUUAGGUAUGCCAGCCUUUGCAAGGCAGGUUAGUCACCAAAGACUAACCUGUAAGUGACUUUCUGGACACUGCGUAUAUAGAGAAGGCCUAAGUGUAGCAACCACCUGCUCACAGCUGCUAUUAACCCUAUGACUGAAAAUGACCCUUCCACUCUAUUUUUGUGUUGUUUUUGCACAGACUCCGGAAAAGUGAAGGCUGCCAAUCCGAGUAGUACUCAAAUGUGAGGAACUGCUGGUCUUGGAUUUUUUUUUCCAUUAAAUUCAGCUGAUCAUAUUGAUCAGUAGAUAAACGUAAAUAGCUUCAAAUUUUAAAAGUCAAAUUGCAGUGUUUUUUCACUGUAUCAAACAAUGUCAGUGCUUUAUUUAAUAAUUCUCUUCUGUAUCAUGGCAUUUGUCUACUUGCUUAUAUAUUACAUUGUCAAUUAUGCAUUUGUAAUUUUACAUGUUAUAUGCAUUAUUUGCCAGUUUUAUUAUAUAGGCUAUGGACCUCAUGUGCAUAUAGAAAGACAGAAAUCUAGCUCUACCACAAGUUGCACAAAUGUUAUCUAAGCAUUAAGUAAUUGUAGAACAUAGGACUGCUAAUCUCAGUUCGCUCUGUGAUGUCAAGUGCAGAAUGUACAAUUAACUGGUGAUUUCCUCAUACUUUUGAUACUACUUGUACCUGUAUGUCUUUUAGAAAGACAUUGGUGGAGUCUGUAUCCCUUUUGUAUUUUUAAUACAAUAAUUGUACAUAUUGGUUAUAUUUUUGUUGAAAAUGGUAGAAAUGUACUAUGUUUAUGCUUCCACAUCCAGUUUGUACAAGCUGGAAAAUAAAUAAAUAUAACAUAAA
This is a messenger RNA of Orycteropus afer afer, 6865 nucleotides long. The record is from RefSeq and is a predicted model, not a curated record. Lineage: Eukaryota; Metazoa; Chordata; Mammalia; Tubulidentata; Orycteropodidae.